This is a messenger RNA of Arabidopsis lyrata subsp. lyrata, 648 nucleotides long. RefSeq lists its product as uncharacterized. The transcript is spliced from 2 exons. Bases 1 to 648 code for a protein of 215 amino acids. Lineage: Eukaryota; Viridiplantae; Streptophyta; Magnoliopsida; Brassicales; Brassicaceae. The record is from RefSeq and is a predicted model, not a curated record.
AUGGCUGGAGCUGAAAAUACAGAGAAACCAGUGUUUAGUCUGAGACUUCUUGUCGACAAGAAGAAGAACAAGGUUGUCUUGGCUGAGGCUGGUAAGGAAUUUGUUGAUGUACUCUUCAGUUUUCUGACAUUACCUAUGGGGACAGUUGUGAGAUUGUUUGAGAACUAUCAGAAGAAGAAUCAAAAAGCUGAAGCUACUGUGAUAGGCUGUUUCAACAAUCUCUACAAAAGUGUUCUUGAUAUAGGCACCGCUAUUUUUAUGAAGGAAGCUUGCAAGGAUAUGCUUUUGUAUCCGAGAAGCGUGAAGGAGAAUCAACGCAAACAGCUUAAGCUUAACAUAGAUGAUAUUGAGGUUCUCAAGUACUAUACGUGCCCGACAGAACAUUCUUGGGGAUUAUAUAGUAACUUUUGCUCCUCAAGAUGCCCUUGUGGAAAACUGAUGACAAAGGAGUAUAAAACAAGUCACGGUGUAGCAUAUGGAGAAAUAUUUGUCAGCCACAAGCCCUUAUUCACCAUCACUGACAAUUUGAAAGUGGGAUUUACUUCUAUAAGUCUUACCCUGAAGACACUUAAAGUGUCAGGCUAUUCUGAUGUUGAUCAGCUGCAUGAGAUGCAUGUAGAUGUUGAUCACGAAAAGAUACUCCCUUGA